GUUUUGAUAAGUGCCUCUUGCGCAUGCGCACACGUUGCUUCUGCUUUUGCUGACUCUGGUUCCGGAUGAGCAGAUUCGCCUCGAACCAAACUACACAAAUGGUACUUUUAAGGAGCUGACACAGAAGAGAGUCGACCAUGUUCCUCCAAGGCCGGUGCACCUCGGUGUUCACCUUCCAGUCAGCCGUGCAUAGCGCUCGCCUGUUGCACUGUCUGGACGAGCAGAGGAGGCGGGACAUCCUGUGCGACCUGACCGUGGUGGUGGAGGACCGCAGCUUCCGGGCCCACUCGUGCGUCCUGGCGUCCUGCAGCGACUACUUCCAGGGCUGCGUGGCUGGCGACGCCAAGCUUAGUGCCGUGGUCGCCCUGCCUCUGGAGGUGACGGUGCAUGGCUUCGAACCCCUGCUGCAGUUUGCCUACACGUCCACGUUGCUCUUCACCCAAGAAAACAUCCAGGCUGUUCAAAGCUGCGCAAAAUUUCUGGGAUUUCGCAACCUGGAGUCGGCAUGCUUCGAUUUCCUCAUCCCGAAGUUUUCCGAGCCGAAGUCGCAAGAGGGCAAACAGAGAGUCAGCUGUCGGAAGUCGCAAUCCGACUUCGCACCUCUGUACCCCGCAGGUCCGACCCGUGGCAGAGAAGAUGACUUCUGUUUGGAGUCCUGCGGCCCUUCGAUUCCCUCCUUACCUCUGGAGUUGUCUGCUAGUCCUGUUUGUCCCAUGUUGUCUUUGCCUGACCCGGACUCAGCAGAUCCUCAUUCUCAGAUGUGUUUGGCCGUGGAAGACGUCUGCAGUCAAAACCAGUUAAGUCUGAGCGACUGCGGGUUGCCAUGUCAGGCCAUGGAUCCUCAAGACCUGAUGGAGCCAGUAGUUGAAGACGCCGUGAAAAGUCUCAGCAUGAACCCGGACCGCGGCCUCGUUUCUUGUCCUCUCAACUCAGACGCGUGCACUCAUUUGUUAGAAGGAAACCAGUCGGACAAAGACCAGGGAUUCCCAGAGAGGAGCAGAGAGGAGAGGGAAGUGGCCGAACAUCUGGCCAAGGGGUUUUGGUCUGACUUGUGCCAGUCUCAGUCUCAGACUCUUCCCUCUUUAGACUCUGUGGACCAAAGCAAUCCGGACAAAGCCUCGGAAUUUCAUUGGCUGAAACAGCUGGACCUCAGCUCCAAUCCGUCGGACUGUCCCUUCCUCCGGGAACUUGGCACAGGUGACGACCCGCACUCCCGCACCGACACGCUGUCGCAGUCAGAGAAGAGCCCGUGCGUGUCCUCCCUCCACUCGGGCGAGGAGUCCGACGUGGACACAGAUGGAGAUACAGAAGCGAACAACAGGAGAGCUGCAGAGAUUCAGCUUCCAUUCCCGGUGGAGCACAUCUCGGCGCUGAGCCGCAGUGCCUUCCAGCAGCUUCUCAAGCACAAUCACAUGACCCCGGAGCAACUGGAGUUUGUCCACGACAUCCGUCGGCGCUGUAAGAACCGCGCGGCGGCGCAGCGGUGCAGGAAGAGGAAGAUGGAAAGCAUACACCAGCUAGAUGGGGAAAUCAAAAUUUUAAAAUGUGAGAAAGAGAAGCUUCUUCAGGAGCGAGCGGACCUGGAGCAGAACCUGGAGGAGAGCCGUCAGAGUCUGUGCAGCUUGUGCAAAAGCCUGGAGUUGACUCCGGACCAGGACCACCUGCAGGUCCUGGCCAAGCUCUCCGCUCCGGAUGUCCCCACCUGGCCGCAGCGUGCCCAUGACCAGAAGUAAGUGGCUCUUAGCAGGAUGGACAUUAAAAAGGUUGUCAUGCUGUCCAGAGACUUCCAUCCCAACUUCUUGCUUCUGCUGUACCUUGAAUCAACAGCAACAUGUACAGUAUGUUCCCUCUCAGGGUCAUGACCAAUAAUUGUUGCAUUUCUCAGGGAAAAUUGUUCCGCUUGUCUUGUCCAGCACUGUAUUAUUGCAUCACCAAAUUAGCACUAACCAGGGAUGGAACGGUUCAUGAAACCAAAUCGGAACCUGACUUCAGAUCGUGUUUUUUUAAUGUUUUAAGAUUCUAUGAGGAGCGUGUUUUUGUGAAGUUCCGAUCAUGCGCACUGCCCGACGUGACAGACGACAGGCGGGAGUAGUGAAGCGUCCAUGGCGUUGUGACUUCUGAAUUAUUGUCUCCUGCCGUCCCGACUGAAGUUACGGAUCACAAGUAUUGAAAUGGUUUUUUUUUUGUACAUGUCAAACAUUGUCGAAAUGAUGUCAAGGGGUUGGUUGAUAUGGUAAAUGGGUUACACUUGUAUAGCGCUUUUCUACCUUCAGGGUACUCAAAGCGCUUGGACACUAUUUCCACAUUCACCCAUUUACUCUCACAUUCACACACUGAUGGAGGGAGCUGCCAUGCAAGGCGCUAACCACGACCCACCAGGAGCAAGGGUGAAGUGUCUUGCUCAAGGACACAACGGACGUGACGAGGUUGGUAGAAGGUGGGGAUUGAACCAGGAACCCUCAGGUUGCUGGCACGGCCACUCUCCCAACAGCGCCAUGCCGUCCCCAAUCAUUGAUCAACAAUCAUUUACCGUCAAUUUCGGUUUGUAAGAGGCACAUUUUUUCUCUACACUUUGAGCUCUGCGGCUCAGUAAACGGUGCGGCUAAUUUAUGCGAAUAGUAAAAAAAAACAGAAAACAAGCAACUACAUUGAAAAUUAGAGUGUCUGCCCUAAGAUCGGUAGCUUGUGAGUUCAAAACCCUGGCCGAGUCAUACCAAAGACUAUUAAAAAAAAAUGGGACCCAUUGCCUCCCUGCUUGGCACUCAGCAUCAAGGGUUGGAAUUGGGAGUUAAAUCUACAAAAAUGAUUCCCAGUAAAUUUGGUACACACUAUAGUAUAUACAAUCAAAUUUGGUUCACCGUAGAAUAUAAACCAUCAAAUUUAGUACACACUUCAGUAUAUACCAUCACAUUGGUUUCACACUACAGCAGUGGUUCUCAAUCUUUUUUCAGUGAUGUACCCCUAUGAACAUUUUUUUUAAUUCAAGUACCCCCUAAUCAGCGCAAAGCAUUUUUGGUUGAAAAAAAAAGAUGAAGAAGUAAAUACAGCACUAUGUCAUCACUUUCUGAUUUAUUAAAUUGUAUAACAGUGCAAAAUAUUGCUCAUUUCUAGUGUUCUUUCUUAAACUAUUUUGAAAAAAAGAUAUACAAAUAACUACAAACUUGUUGAAAAAUAAACAACUGAUUCAAUUAUAAAUAAAGAUUUCUACACAUAGAAGUAAUCAUCAACUUAAAGUACCCUCUUUGGGGAUUGUAAUAGAGUUCCAUCUGGAUUCAUCAACUUCAUUCUAAACAUUUCUUCACAAAAAAAUUAAUCUUUAACAUCAAUAUUUAUGGAACAUGUCCAAAAAAAAUCUAGCUGUCAACACUGAAUAUUGUAUUGUAUUUCUUUUCACAGUUUAUGAUUGUUUAAUUGUUGCUAUUUUUAGAAUAUUAAAAAAAAUCUCAUGUAACCCUUGGCAUACCUUCAAGUACCCCCAGGGGUAUGCGUACCCCCAUUUUAGAACCACUGCACUACAGUAUAUACCAUCACAUUUGGUACACACUACAGUAUAAACCAUUAAAUUGAGUAUACACUUCAGUAUAUACCAUCAAAUUUGGUGCACACUACAAUAUAUACCAUCAAAUUUGGUAUGCAGUACAGUAUAUACCAUCAAAUUUGGUAUACACUACAGUAUCAUCAAAUUUGGUAUACACUACAGUAUAUACUGUACCAUCAACCUGUCGGGGACCGCAUUACAAAACCCAAACCAAUGAAGUUGGUACGUUGUGUAAAUCGUAAAUAAAACAGAAUACAAGGAUUUGCAAAUAAUGUUCGGACUGGUAAACUGGUAAAAAAUUGUUAUUUUUUCACAAAUAUCAGCUCAUUUGGAAUUUGGUGCCUGCAAAACGUUUCAAAAAAGCUGACACAAGUGGCAAAAAAGACUGAAAGAAAGUUGAGGAAUGCUCAUCAAACACUUAUUUGGAACAUCCCUCAGGUGUGCAGGCUAUUUAGGAAAAGGUGGGUGCCAUGAUUGGGUAUAAAAGCAGCUUCCAUGAAAUGCUCUGUCAUUCACAAACAAAGAUGGGGCAAGGGUCACCUCUUUGUCAACAAAUGCCUGAGCAAAUUGUUUAAGAACAACAUUUCGCAAUUAGCUAUUGCAAGGAAUUUAGGGAUUUUACCAUCUGCGGUCCCUUAAUAUCAUCAAAAUGUUCAGAGAAUCUGGAGAAAUCACUGCAUGUGAGUGGCAAGGCCAAAAACUAACAUUGAUUGCCCGUGACCUUCGAUCCCUCGGGCGGUACUUCAUCAAAAAGCAACAUCGAUGGGUGAAAGAUAUUACCACAUGGUCUCAGGAACACUUAAAAGAAAACUAUCAGUAACUACAGUUCGUCGCUACAUCGGAAAGUCCAAGUUAAAACUCUGCUAUGCAAAGCCAAAGCCAUUUAUCAACAACACCCAGAAACGCUUCGCUGAGCCCAAGCUCAUCAAAGAUGGACUGAUGCAAAGUGAAAAAGUGUUCUGUGGUCUGACGAGUACGAGUUCCUUUCAAAUUCUUUCUGGAAACUGUGGACGUUGUGUCCUCCGGACCAAAGAGGAAAUUAACUAUCCGGAUUGUUCUAGGCCAGGGGUCGGCAACCCGCGGCUACGGAGCCGCAUGCGGCUCUUUGAUCACUCUUUGGUGUGGCUCAGCUGCUAAAUUCCGGGAGGUUUCUGGAUUUUAGUGCUUCUCUCAGAAAUCACCCGGGGAUAAAAUUCUACAAUUUUCACCUGGACUUCAAUAUUGAGGGUGUGCAGUGAUGGCAGUGCCAUUAACCCCCUCUACAACAUGUCGUCGUGCCCGCUUUUACGCCAUGCGAUCUGCGUGCCAACUGGUCACAUUUUACAUUCAGCCUCUGUUAACACACGAGAGUGACUGCAACGCAUACUUAGUCAACAGCCAUACAGGUUAUACUGAGGGUUGUAAUAUAAACAACUUUAACACUCUUACUAAUAUUUGGUGUGGGUUCACAGUGUGGCGCAUAUUAGUAACAGUGUUAAAGUUGUUUAAACAGGCACUCUCAGUGUGACCUGUAUGGCUGUUAAACAAGUAUGCCUUGCAAUCGUUUGCAUGUAUCUGCAGAAGCCUCAUACGACAUGUGACUGGGCUGGCAAGCUGAUUGAACGUGUUGUAGAGGGCGCCAAAGGCAGCGCCUUCAUAGGACGCCCAUGUAAUUGUUGUUCGAGGGAAAUCCAGUAAACAUUCGCGAAAAUAGGUGAUCGGACAUUUGGUAGUCUCACGGAAUAUUCAGGAGGGUUUGCAAGUGUGAUGCUGUCAAGCGGCAUUCAUAUAAAACUCGUGGGCCCCACUAUCGUUACAUUUUCAUAUUAAGGUGCGGGCCGCGCGUCUGAGACCCCUGGUUUAUACAUAGCACAAAGUAAAAGAAACUCUGUAUGCAGUGUUAUUUCAUUUUAAAUUUCUAAAGAGUUUUGUGGCUUCCAUUGUUUUCUUUAUUUUGUGAAACGGGUCAAAAUGGCUAUUUGAGUGGUAAAGGUUGCCGACCCCUGUUCUAGGCACAAAGUUGAAAAGCCAGCAUCUGUGACAGUAUGGGGGUGUAUUAGUGCCCAAGGCAUGGGUAACUUACACAUCUGUGAAGGCACCAUUAAUGCUGAAUGGUCCAUACAGGUUUUGGAGCAACAUACAGUAUGUUGUCAUCCAAGCAACGUCUUUCUCAUGGACGCCCCUGCUUAUUUCAGCAAGACAAUGCCAAGCCUUGUGUGGCUUCAUAGUAAAAGAGUGCGGGUUCUAGACUAGCCUGCCUGUGGUCCAGACCUGUCUCCCGUUGAAAAUAUGUGGUGCAAUGUGAAGCCUAAAAUACGACAACGAAAACCCCAGACUGUUGAACAACUUAAGCUGUACAUCAAGCAAGAAUGGGAAAGAAUUCCACUUCAAAAAUGUGUCUCCUCAGUUCCCAAACGUUUACUAAGUGUUUUUAAAAGGAAAGGCCAUGUAACACAGUGGUAAAAAUGCCCCUCUGACAACAUUUUUGCAAUGUGUUGCUGACAAUAAAUUCUAAGUUCAUGAUUAUUUGCAAAAAAAAAAAAAAAGAAGUUUCCCAGUGUGAACAUUACAUAUAUUGUCUUUGCAGUCUAUUCAAUUGAAUAUAAGUUGAAAAGGAUUUGCAAAUCAUUGUAUUCUCUUUUUAUUUACCAUUUACACAACGUGACAACUUCAGUGGUUUUGGCUUUUGUAAAACAGCUACUAAAACCCGCUUAUUGGUGUGUUUAGCUGAACAGGCCAGAGAAAAAGGGUCGUUUAUAAAUGAUUGGAUGUUUCUCUGACACCACUAAUGUAUACCAUGCUGGAAUCCUCAUGAUUUCAGCCUUUCAGAGCUCUUCUUGGACCACCGACGUUUUGACUUAUUUUUCACAUCCUGGUUACGGUCCUGUCGGCAAUGGUUAGAUUUAUAUCUGUUAUAUUCUCCGGUGUUAAAAAUAACCAACCUGAAAACCACAACUAAAUAGGCUCGCAAUUGGAUUUUGUGAACUGUUCCAGCCUUACUAACACCAACUGAACCUUUUGCUAUGUAAGAAUCUCUGCCACCAUGCAAUAAUAUCACAAUAGAAGCAAAAUGUGCCUGGAAAUUGAACAAAGACUGAUUUCUCCUACUUGUGAAGCACUGUUGCACAUGAACCCAGAGCCCUUAUUGGUAUCAAUGCUACUUGCAAAUCUAUUUUCACUGUAAUAAAGAGAAUUUUGCAUAGA
Molecule: messenger RNA, 6721 nt
Organism: Nerophis ophidion (straightnose pipefish)
Lineage: Eukaryota; Metazoa; Chordata; Actinopteri; Syngnathiformes; Syngnathidae
Product: transcription regulator protein BACH1-like
Exons: 5
Coding region: 138-1733 (531 amino acids)
Biological process (GO): regulation of transcription by RNA polymerase II
Molecular function (GO): RNA polymerase II cis-regulatory region sequence-specific DNA binding; protein binding; DNA-binding transcription factor activity, RNA polymerase II-specific
Source: RefSeq, a predicted model, not a curated record